AGGGUUAUGGAGCAGCGGUCUUUUGACCGCUGCUUCAUAAGUUGUGUUUCUGGCGAGUCUGAAGACUCGCCAGAAACACGGCCCUUCAAGCUCCAUACGGAGCUUGAUAAAUGGGCCUGUAAGAGAAUUUCAGUUCCAUUUCCUGCUGCAGGAUACAAGCAUGGCUUCUGCUGGUCUGAGACAGGAGCUGACCUGCCCCAUCUGCCUGAGCAUUUAUACAGAUCCUGUAACUCUGAGAUGUGGCCAUAACUACCAUAACUUCUGCCUGGACUGUAUUGAGAAUGUGAUGUGUACCCAGGAGGGGUCUGGGCUUUAUACCUGUCCUGAGUGCAGAAAGAGAUUUACUAAUAGACCAAAACUGCAGAGGAACAGGAAGCUACGUAAUAUAGUAGAAUUUUUCAGCCUGAGUCAUCAAGGGACAGAGUCUAAUAUCUUCUGCACUUACUGUGUUCACUCUCCUGUACCUGCUACUAAAUCCUGUCUGCUGUGUGAGGCUUCUCUGUGUGAUACCCAUCUGAUUGUACACAGCAAGUCUGAGGAACACGUCUUAACUGAACCCACCACUUCCUGGGGUAACAGAAAAUGCUACAAACACAAGAAGCUCCUGGAAUAUUACUGCACUGAGGAUGCUGCCUGUAUUUGUGUGUCCUGCUCCCUGGCCGGAGAGCACAGGGGACACCAGGUGGAGCUGCUGAAUGAGGCUUCUGAGAAGAAGAAAAAGAGACUGAGAGAUGUUCUGCAGAAACUGACAACAAAGAGAGAGAAGUCUGAGAAAAGAGUCCAGACUCUGCAGGAACACAGGAGAGGGGUGCAAGAGAAAGCAGCUGAUGUAACAGAGCAACUCACUGCCCUGAUUAGGGACGUCAAGAAACAUCUGGAAGACCUAGAGAAGCGACUCCUGAGUGACAUCACCCGGCAGCAGGAGCAGGUUUUACUCACAAUCUCUAAUCUGACCCAGCACCUGGAAAAAGAGAAGGACGAGCUGACCAGGAAGAUGUGUCAAAUCGAGGAGCUGUGCAACAUGACUGACCCAUUAACUGUCCUACAAGAACAGGAAUCACACAGAGAUGACUUUUGUGGUGCUGAGAAGGGAGAUAAUGAGGUCACACAGAGAGGUGAUAAACAGGUCCCUGCUGUGGUGGAUUUGGAUGAGGUUCUGAUCUCAGUGACCUUAUACAAUGGUUUCGCUGAUAUUGUGACUGAUUUAAAGAGAGAGAUCUAUAUGCAGGAGACAUCAGACAUAUUACCGGAUAUAGACACAGCUCACAAUAAUGUUAUUGUAUCAGGUGACCUGGAAACUGUAUCCUGGUCACGAAUAAACCAGCAGCGACCAGAAAUACCAGAGAGAUUUACAUAUACUCCUCAAGUAUUAAGCACCAGGAGCUUUUCCUCAGGACGACAUUGCUGGGAAGUGCAGAUAAGUGAAUCAGGACUCUGGCGUGUAGGGGUCUGUUAUCCCAGUAUGGGGAGGGGAGGAUGUCAGUCUAUUAUUGGAAAUAAUAAGUCUUGGUGUUUGUGUCAGUUUAAUAAAGAUCUUUCAGUGAGACAUAACACAAUACGCACCUCAUUACAACCCCCUCUAUCAUGUGACACAGUAGGAAUACUGCUGGACUAUGAGGCUGGGUGUCUGACCUUUUAUGAGCUGAGUGACCCGAUCAGACACUUACACACUGUCACUACCACCUUCACUGAGCCUCUUCAUGCUGCAUUCUGGGUAAGAGCUAGUACCUGGGUGAGAAUUCUGCACUAGAUACACUGCCCAUAAUAAUAAUGCUGCUGCCUGUUAGCCAGUGAUGUUUGUGUAUUAUGCGUAUUCUCUGUGAACUGGAUGUGAAAUAAAAUAUUUGUGCAUAAAA
Molecule: messenger RNA, 1856 nt
Organism: Bombina bombina (fire-bellied toad)
Lineage: Eukaryota; Metazoa; Chordata; Amphibia; Anura; Bombinatoridae
Product: E3 ubiquitin/ISG15 ligase TRIM25-like
Exons: 2
Coding region: 161-1750 (529 amino acids)
Molecular function (GO): zinc ion binding; protein binding
Source: RefSeq, a predicted model, not a curated record